CGAGCUGUGUCGGUUGUCAGCGGCACCGUUUGUUGCGGCAGGGAGGGAGAGGGAGGGAGAGAAGCGAAUUGCCCAUCAUUCUCUUCGUUUCCAGGAGCGCUCGUGCGAAACGAUGAGCGAAAUCGCGAACCGGAACUGCUUCUUCCGUCACCGCGCCGAAACCGGAGUUCGGUAGCAUUUUGCCCCCACCCUCUUCCUGUUCCCGAGAUCCGAAGCCAUGGAGGGAUUGGUGGUCGCACCGGUCGCCACCAGGAGUGCUACAAGGACGAUUUCCGACUUGUGGCCGGGUGUGUUCCUUUCAAGUAUAGAAGUGCUGUCGAGAAUGGGAAUGGUGUAUGUCACGGAGAUGUUGAGAUACUGAUGAUCAAUUCUACCAGCGGACCUGGUCUUCUGUUUCCAGAGGGUGGCUGGGAAGAUGAUGAAACUGUUGAGCAGGCUGCCUCGCGUGAAGCUCUUGAGGAAGCUGGGGUUCGGGGAGAUUUAGUGCAUUUUAUCAGCUACUACGAAUUCAAGAGCAAGACACUCCAGGACGAGCUUUCUCCUAAAGGUUGGUGCAGAGCUGCCGUUUUCGCAUUGCUAGUGAAGGAGGAACUCGAGUCUUGGCCUGAGCAGAGCCCUCGCCAGAGAAGUUGGUUAACUGUUGCUGAAUAG
Messenger RNA from Syzygium oleosum, 651 nucleotides. Its product is annotated as nudix hydrolase 16, mitochondrial-like. NCBI's taxonomy places the organism in Eukaryota, Viridiplantae, Streptophyta, Magnoliopsida, Myrtales, Myrtaceae. The transcript is spliced from 4 exons. The record is from RefSeq and is a predicted model, not a curated record. The annotation marks the transcript as partial. Gene Ontology annotation, molecular function: pyrophosphatase activity. Gene Ontology annotation, cellular component: nucleus; cytoplasm.